UCCACAUUCUGGUAACAGGAUCAGCAACCAGCCUUUUACCAACCAACUUGGUCAGCAUACCCUCGCCUUAGCGUCUAGUCAACGAGUAAGCAAGUCCCCAGGUUCACUCACAGGCGAAUCGUAAUACCUUCGCGUUUUUCUCUACAAUGGAUUACACAGGAUCAGCCGCAGCAGUCUCCUCACCUUGGGACACGAAUUGCGACAGCCAAUGGGAGCGCUACACCUCGCUCUACCCCUCCACCCGUGCCGCUAAUCUCUACGCCGACGGCAGCGGCGCCGCGAAUCUCAUUAACGACACGGACGACUGCGAUUCGGACUCAGAGCAGUACUACAACUCCCGCUUCUCCCUAGAUUCCAACUCCUCGGAUGGGAGCCGUCACAGCAGCGGCGCGUCGUGCUGGGAGGCCGAGCUCGCGUGCGACCCGGUGUGGGUCGACGACGCUCGUUCGCGGAUUCGCCACGCGGCGCUCGCCGUCGUCGAGACGCAGCAGGCCGUCGCAGCCGCCAACUGGAAGCAGCGCUGCUUCGCUGACUUUUCCGACGACUGCCCGGAAACGGUUGACGAUUUUUGCGGCUGCCCGGCCGCCGCGCAGCCAUGCCCGCACGACGAGCUCGCCGCUUCGUACCGCGCGAAGUACGAGCCUGCUGAAGCGCGCCGAGCCUCCUCCCGUCCGUCUUCAGCCGGCGAGUCAAACCCUAACGUUGCCUCUCCACGCCGCGGCAGGAAGGGAUUUUUUGGAAAGACGAGCGUGCGUAGCAGCGAUGACGGCGCUUCCGAAGAGGUUUCGGGGUCCAGCAGCGAGCCGAAGGCGAAGAGCCAUCGCAGGGGCCUGUCUUCGUACCUCUCUGGAUGGAUGUAACCCGUAGGGUUACCAUCUUCUUAUAGAUACUAGCUAGUUGGAGGAGGCACUUAACAACAGGUUACGGGCGCGUGGCGUCCCCGUGCCUCCUCUCAGCCCUAAGGCGUGCUGCCAUGUUUUCCCCGUAUUGCGGGUGCCUUUUGUUGAUGAAUCCAGUUUACGGAUCAAUUUUCUGACUCACCUCU
This is a messenger RNA of Closterium sp. NIES-67, 1045 nucleotides long. Lineage: Eukaryota; Viridiplantae; Streptophyta; Zygnematophyceae; Desmidiales; Closteriaceae. The record is from the annotation of a GenBank genome assembly.